Messenger RNA from Ostreobium quekettii, 882 nucleotides. The record is from the annotation of a GenBank genome assembly. NCBI's taxonomy places the organism in Eukaryota, Viridiplantae, Chlorophyta, Ulvophyceae, Bryopsidales, Ostreobiaceae.
AUGCGGGAGGUGGAGUUGGCCCAACCAGGCGGGAAACUGGCCAGAUACAGGUCUGUGUAUGGGGGUGGGCUUGCAAGGUCGCAACCUGAGUUUCAGCGUUCAUCAAUUGCUGGAAGAAGAUCAUCUGGAAGGAGCAGCCAUCCAGGUAGCAGCAGGGGCACCUGCCCUUCAAGUUCGCAAGGUCAAUCCAGCGGCGAUGAGCUGCCCCCCAGGCGAGGCAGGCCCAGAUCUGCUCCGGGUCGCAACAGGUUCGACCCCACGGAAUACGUUCGAAACAAGAGGGAGCGUCAGGCUGCAGUAGCCACUGAAAUGCGCCGCCGCAGUCCAUCCUUUGGGUCGUCAGCGCGCAGCUCAAGUGCAGGCAGUCGCUCAUCCAGUGCUGAACGCCAGUGGAGAUCCCCCAGGGACUCCAGCGACAGGGGGAUGAUGCGGCAGACGCCUCCGAAGAGAGCGCCUCAAGGGGGCCGAAGCCAUACAACCAACUUUGGCCGCGCCAAGCUGCGCAGCAAGCCAAGGGGAGCUUGUGGUUCAAGCCCGUCGGCAAGGUCACAGAAGUCGAACAAUCAAGAAACCAGCGAUGCUGGCAUAGUUGAUGGUCGCUCCACGACGAAUGGUUAUGUGCCCCUUGACAAGCGCUCUGCUUCGCCUGGUCGCGCCCUUCAGGAUGUAAAGCUCAUGUUGAGCAAAUACACAAGGAGAGCAGAGGACGAAGGGGACGGGCUGAUUGCACCACCCAACGACGGCAUGCACGCCAGCACACUGGAUCGCCUGGUGACAGACACUGGCUCGGAUAUUGCAGACGUGGAGUCACGCCUGAACGCCCUGCAGAAUUUCAUCCGCAUGGCCCGACUGUCGGCCGGGUCGGAAAGUGGUGAGCCGUGA